Coprinopsis cinerea okayama7#130 is the source of this 903-nucleotide messenger RNA. RefSeq lists its product as hypothetical. The transcript has a single exon. Bases 1 to 903 code for a protein of 300 amino acids. NCBI's taxonomy places the organism in Eukaryota, Fungi, Basidiomycota, Agaricomycetes, Agaricales, Psathyrellaceae. The record is from RefSeq and is a predicted model, not a curated record.
AUGGCGCUUCCACCCCCCUCGAAAGACCAGGCGUAUUGUAAUGUCUCUGUGCUGGAGGCUGGUCACCUAUCCUGCGCAGAGAACUUGCUCAAGCAACCAUGCGCUCCCGAUGUAAUGGCUGCCUUGCCAUGCCUUUGCUUCCUCCUCCAACAUUCCUCUCGCAAAGAGAAAUUCCUCUUUGACCUGGGUGUCCGCCGCGACAUUGAGAACUACCCACCAGCUGUCGCAAAAUCACUCCAGCCCGGCGGAGUAAUGUCUUGCGAAGUACCCCAAGACGUCGUCGAGUCUCUAGCCAAAGGAGGGUUGGCACCCGAUGACAUCGAUUAUGUUGGAAUUUCCCACUUGCACUGGGACCACAUUGGAGAUACCAGCAAGUUCAAGAAGUGUACCUUCAUUCUGGGGGCUGAAGGAAAGAGCGUUCUCGAGUCCAGCUACCCAGCAAACCCCGACUCUUGGUACGCAUCCGAUGUACCUCCGCCCGCUCAGACCAGGUACUUGUCUCCAGAAGGAUGGAGACCGAUUGGGCCAUUCCCUCGUACGCACGAUUUUUACGGCGACGGGAGCCUAUUCAUCGUCGAUGCGCCUGGUCACCUCCCUGGCCAUAUAAACAUCCUUGCGAGGACUUCGAGCGAUGGAAGCUGGGUCUUCUUGGCAGGCGACAGCGUUCACCAUUGGGAUAUUAUCAAGGGUGAAGCGAAGGUAGCAGUUGGCGCGUCGUGGAGCCCCCAUUUCUGCAUUCACCAGGACUUGCCCAAGGCUGAAGAACAUAUUGAACAUAUCAAGCGGUUCAAUGCGCUCCCCAAAACCCAAGUGAUCCUGGGCCACGACAGUCCAUGGUACACUGAGAACAAGGGCAGCUCUACGGCAUUCUUCCCUGGCACCAUAGCUCCUCGUAAAGAUUAA